Gossypium raimondii (Peruvian cotton) is the source of this 171-nucleotide messenger RNA. RefSeq lists its product as uncharacterized. The record is from RefSeq and is a predicted model, not a curated record. The coding region runs from base 1 to 171 and encodes 56 amino acids. The transcript has a single exon. Lineage: Eukaryota; Viridiplantae; Streptophyta; Magnoliopsida; Malvales; Malvaceae.
AUGAAAAAAGCUUUUGGCUCUAGUCAUUCCAUUAUAUUGACAAUUUCAAAAAACUGCUCAUACUAUGAGCAUAGUAUGGUCGCGGUUAGGCAAGUAUGCCCCCAUCGUCUAGUGGUUCAGGACACCUCUCUUUCAAGGAGGCAGUGGGGAUUCGACUUUCCCUGGGGGUAG